Messenger RNA from Saimiri boliviensis boliviensis (Bolivian squirrel monkey), 6108 nucleotides. It is a transcript of the gene SEC22C, whose product is annotated as SEC22 homolog C, vesicle trafficking protein. Gene Ontology annotation, biological process: endoplasmic reticulum to Golgi vesicle-mediated transport. NCBI's taxonomy places the organism in Eukaryota, Metazoa, Chordata, Mammalia, Primates, Cebidae. The record is from RefSeq and is a predicted model, not a curated record.
CCCGCCUUCAGGCCCGGCCUCGUCGCGGGGCUUCCCUCGGGGCUCCCCGGAGGCCUCCGUCCUCCUCCUCCCGCCGGCCUCUCCCCGGGCCCUGGGGCCACCAAGGCGCGCGCCGGCAGGAGCCCUGGGCCGGCAGACGGGGAGCGAGGAAGGGGGCGGCUGUGUGCGACCGUCGGGGCGUUCCGGGACGGCCGGGGCUCCCCGCAGGUGUCCUCAUGACUUCUCUUGUGGACCAUGUCCAUGAUCUUUUUUGCCUGUGUGGUACGGGUAAGGGAUGGACUGCCCCUCUCGGCCUCUACUGAUUUUUACCACACCCAGGAUUUUCUGGAAUGGAAGAGACGGCUCAAGACUUUAGGCUUGCGACUGGCCCAGUAUCCAGGUCGAGGCUCUGCAGAAGGCCGUGACUUUAGUAUACAUUUUUCUUCUUUCGGAGACGUGGCCUGCAUGGCUAUCUGCUCCUGCCAGUGCCCAGCAGCCAUGGCCUUCUGCUUCCUGGAGACGCUGUGGUGGGAAUUCACAGCUUCCUAUGACACCACCUGCAUUGGCCUAGCCUCCAGGCCAUACGCUUUUCUUGAGUUUGACAGCAUCAUUCAGAAAAUGAAGUGGCAUUUUAACUACGUAAGAUCCUCUCCGAUGGAAAGCAGCCUGGAAAAAAUUCAUGAGGAGCUCAAGUUGCAGCCUCCAGUGGUUCUCACUCUGGAGGACACAGAUGUGGCAAACGGGGUGAUGAACGGUCACACACCGAUGCCCUUUGAGCCUGCUCCUAAUUUCCGAAUGGAACCAGUGACAGCCCUGGGCAUCCUCUCGCUCAUUCUCAACAUCAUGUGUGCCGCCCUGAAUCUCAUUCGUGGAGUUCACCUUGCAGAACAUUCUUUACAGGUUGCCCAUGAGGAAAUGGGAAACAUUCUGGCUUUUCUUGUUCCUUUUGUAGCCUGCAUUUUCCAGUGUUACCUGUACCUGUUCUACAGCCCUGCCAGGACUAUGAAGGUGCUGCUGCUGCUGCUCUUCAUUUGCCUGGGCAACGUGUACCUGCACGGGCUGAGGAACCUUUGGCAAAUCCUGUUCCACAUAGGAGUGGCUGUUCUGUCUUCAUAUCAGAUACUAACAAGGCAGCUUCAGGAGAAGCAGUCUGACUGUGGAGUAUGAGGAUGACACUGUGGUGAAUGGAUUCUUUGAUUUUCUUUUGAGAAUCAGUCUAUGUUUCUCUUUCUGCUUCUCUACUUUACACUCCAGUUUCCACCCUUUUCAGCCACUGGACUGAAGAACAAGGAAUUGGGGAUGUGAAACAGUUGCAGUGGAAGUCAUGAGGCCGCUUGAUACCCAGCCUUGGUUCUGUGCCGAGCGUGACUGCAGGGUCCCCAAUUCAGCACGUUGACUUAGGACAGCUGGAUCUGGGGCCUCAUCCAGAAAGAGCUUUACUGGAAGAGCCGAAAGGAAAUAUUUUGGUCUUUUAAAUUGAAUGAUGCAGUAACCCACUAGAUUCAGUAACACUGGUUUUAGUAAUUGGCAGUUGUCUCCAAGGAGCCACUUUAAAAUCCAAAUCAGCUUCAGUCUAAAUAUAAAUUGGUUAGGUUUUUUUUUUUCCCCAGAGGGUCAGGGCAGGGUGAAUUAAAAAUCUAAAAAUAUGGUUUGUAAAUAUAAGCUAGAUAAAUUUUGUUUACAUUUUUUGAUAUCUUAGGUUUGAUAUACCUUUGGAAUAUUUAAAUAUAUUUUGGAUAUAAUUUGGACUUCAUUAAUGGUGAGGGCAAACUUAAGCUGAGAAAAUGGUUAAGAAAUCUAGGUUAAUUUAAUUUAUAUGUAUCCUUUUAUGGUAGUGGGACUGUGUGGGUACAGAAAUGUUAUAUAUUUAUUUGCAGGAUGUAUCUGAAUACUUUUCAAAUUAAUUGAAUAACCAGUACUACUAGAUGAUAAGUUUAUCAGCAUGAGCAGAAAUGAGAAUUUCAGGAUUCUUCGCAGUCGGCCACAGCCUAGAGUAGAUGAACACGGGUCCUGUGGCGCUCUAAGACCCGCUGGAGAUGCGGCUCUCGUCGGCCUUUUCAGUAGAGCUGAGCGCCUGUUCUAAUGACGGCGACUCCUGCACCCUGUGUACGGGUUCCCAGAGCGCCUCCAAAGUCAUCACUCCUCUGCAUCUUUCCCAGUCAUCUUAAUUAGCUUGAAGGCCUCAUUUUUGAUGAACAAGAGUUACAUAGCUGUUAACUUUUUAAAGCUUUAUAGAGAUAUAAUUAACAAUACUCUGGAAAGUUACUUUCUUUCAUUGUCAAAAAAUUGAUCAUGGUUUUCCAAAAUAUGGUUCUGGAUAAGAUCCCUUAGGUCUGCCAGAAUUUCAGCCUGGCUUGUUUAGUGCCACUCAGGAGGCCAUUUUGGGAGUUUGCUGUUUGGAUUGCUCUCGGUAGAAGUCUGGAAUCUGAAUAGUUCAAACACAGUUACAUGGAACAUUUUUAGUUGAAUUAUGUAGUCUUGAUAACGUUUUUUAAAAAUCCUAUUUUGAUAGUUUUUAAAAGUGAAAAACCAUUACAAAAGCUGAGUAGAUAGGGAAAAUAAGAACGUAGUUUUAGAAAGUUCAAUUGUAUUUGGUUAUCACUGGUAUUGUUAUUGAGCUACCUUGGUAUCAUUUUAAGAAAAACGAAUUUAUAUACUGGGAACUAUGUUGGGAAAAUGUUGCCAUAGUAACUUUAUUUUUUAUAACAGAGUUUUCUAUUUUUGGCCAAACAUAGAAUAUCUGGAUAUGGGCCGGGCAUGAUGGCUAAUGCCUGUAUUCUCAGUACCUUGGAAGCCAGAGCAGGACAAUCAGUUGAGGCCAGUUGUUUGAGACCAACCUGGAAAACAUAGUAAGACCCGUCUCUACAAAAACAAACAAACAGCAACAAAAGAAUUAGCCGGAUGUGAUGGCACAUGCCUGUAAUCACAGCACUUUGGGAGGCUGAGGCAGGAAGAUCCCUGGAGUCCAGGAGUUUGAGGCUUCAGUGAGCUGUAAUCACACCACUGCACCCUGGCCUGCAUGACAGAGUGAAACCCUGUCUAAAAAGCCUGGACAUGAAGAUCAUCUGGCAGCAUACUCAGACAUAAGCGCCAGCGUUGUCUCUCCAUUGAUUUCACAUCUGCAUAAUUUUCUGCAUACCCAGCAGGUGAAUUUUCAGUCUUUCUGGGAGACAGUUUUGAAGAGAUGGCAAAAUAAAAUGGGAAGUUAAGGAGGGGAGGAAAAUCAUUUUAAAUGAGAAGCACAAAAAAGCUUUAAAGUCGAUAAGAACAGCUUGAAAGUGGACUGUUUUCUUUUGAAGCCAGUGUGGCAUUGGGUUGCCGUGUAGACCUGUACCCCGGGUGCUUUGGGCAUCUGAGCCUGUGAGCCGCAUUCAGCAGGCAGUAAAGAAACGGUCCUUGAGAUGAGUCCUUCAUGGUAAUGCUUCCUGACCUCUGAGGCGCUACCUGAGAUGUUAUCCACACCAGGUCGAACGUGUGGAUAUCUGUUAAUGUCUAUGUGGGGUGAGAUUGACUUUUGCAAACAAAAGGGAAAAGAUGCACUAGGAGAGCAGUACAAAUACUGACUACGACAGCUCUGUUUGACUGAAUCCCGCUAGCUAAAAGAAUCCUCAACUCCCGGAAGGAGAGACUGAUAAUAGGAAACAAGUUCUGGUGAUUUCAUCCAGGGGAAUCCCCUCCCCAGGCUUAGGUUUGACUUGGUUCCAGGUCAAGAGGUUUAUAACCUCCUGUGUGAUCCUCCCUACCAGUAAACUGGUUCCAAAUCCCAGGAGUUUCCUCACUCCGCUGCGGACUCACUGUUGUUGUAGCACUUUUGUUUUCCCGGUGGGUAAAUGCUACCUGUGCAGCUGACCUCACUGGGCUAGAUCUGGGAAUAGAUGAAAUCAUGUUGAAAACAAAACUUUAAAGGUGCCUUCUGGUAUCAGAUGCUGCAAGGCCUUGAGCAUCAGAGUGUGUUAAGUCCCAGCUACUGUACCGGGGCCAGAGUAUGGCUCAGUGCUCUUAGGAGGGGUUUUCCAACCAAGGGGCCAAAGCCCAAAAGGUUUCCCCUUCCCUAGUAUGCUAGUGAAGGAAACGUGUUAGUCUGUUUCCCCCCAUUAGGCUAGACUUACUGUGAUGAGGACUGUGCUUGGCUUUCCUUUUCCUGAGUGGAGACAGCGGGGGCAUAUUCGGGUGGCAUUCCCUGUCAGCACCAGAGGCCCCACUGCCUGCAGCAGGAGGCAUGUGACUGUGAGCUCCUGGUUUUGCUUUUUGGGCUUGUAUCCCUCUUUUCUGUGAACUCUGGAGAAUGCUGAAAUUAAAACAUUAAAACAUUUUGAUUAAAUGAGCUUGAGCUGUGUUCUUUUCUAGGUGCUCUUAUUCUCCGACUCUCGUGCCGUUUUCUAUCUCUACCCUAUACACUCCGGCUCUGGAGACAGGCUGAAACUGGAGUCUGUGGAGGGAUGAGAAAGCCACUUUUAAUUGUAACGAAUGGGGUGGGCAGACGAGCUUCAGAGUGGGAGAAGAUUGCAUUGAGGUUCACUCUCCCACCCAUGCCUGGGAGUCAAGUCUUGGAGAGGACGAACACUCUUGGUCAGCACAGCUCAGAGUGAAAGACAACAGCCAGCAGGCCAGCAGCAAGGCGGGCCAUGUGAGGCACGGGAAGCAGGGUGUAGGCAGGGAGCAGAGCUGGGGCUUCCCCCUCUCCUGGAAGAUAGCAGCUGCCCCUUGGCAUAUGGAGGCUGCAUGCUGCACCUUGCAGCCAUUCUGUGAAAGUUGGCCACUCAUUGUAACAUGCUGGACGGUGGCCUUCUGAGAACCUGCUGCUGGCACAGUGCGGUGUAAGUGAGGACAGGCAGGAGUGGGAGUGUUCAUGGUGAUCAGGUGUGCCUGGCAAGCUGCUGUUCAGCCAUUGCUCACAUUCCAAAUGUUUUUGCACCGAAUCCUGCACAGGUCUGGGGAAGCUCUGUCUGUGCACUGUGAGUAUUAAUAAUGCUGGAGGAAUAGCGUAGCUGUUCCCUUGAGAGAGAAGGUGAGGGAGAGUGCAGCAGCAGCGGCUGUGAGCUGGCGAGUCCCUUCACCCAGUCCUGUGUCACGGUGCACAGAUCGUUGCCCAUCAGACCUCAGUUUCCUCAUCUGAUAAACGGCGAUAACAUCAAUCCGCACUCCCGCUGCUGUUACGAGGGUCAAAACUGGUAGUGGAGGGGAAUACUGGGUGAAUCCAUUGCGUGUGGGAGGAGAAAGGCUUUGCCUUCACCUGCUACUUGAAGGGUUUUUCUGCAUGCUUCAGGCAGCACAGCACAGCCAUUUCUGCCGGCCUUUACAAAAAGGCAUUUUGUUAUAAUACGGUGUAAAUGGCCCCAUUUUUUCACUCCAAAAGGUAGCAGCCCCUCUUCUUCCCACGCUGGACCUGACUUCUUCCUGGGCACAGAGCCCGUGGCACCAUUGGUGUCUGGUUUAUUCCAGGAUCCAGGGAGCUGGUUCUGCUGGUUGGACCAAACCUCAUGAGCCAUCCCUGACCCCAAUGAGAGCUCUGAUUCUCCCAUCUGGGAGCAGAGAGGUCAGACUUCUGUUGCUAGGGGAAUCUCAUCAGCAGGGAACCUGCAGCAAAGCACUUGUUAGUAAAUCUGGGAAGGGCUGGGUACGGAAACAUCUGUUCGUGUGUACUGAUGGCAGAGCUGUUCCCCGCAGGAGCCUUUUAUUUAGGGUAAAAUGAACAAAGCCGUUCUGUUCCUCCAACCCGCUCUUGGUACAUGUGAUCUUCUUUAACCCUUACGUUCAUAUGAUUCUGGGGUUGCUUGAGAAGUGUUAUUUAAUGAAUCAUUCAUAUGAUUUGCUCCUCCAGGAUUUCUGUUUUGUUUAACGGGCUUUUCUAUUAACAGCAUAAAAUACCGAGGCUGGUUUAGUCAGGGCAAAACCGUUUCCUUUACAUAUUUUAAAUACCUGCUGUUCAGGUUACACAGGCUUCUUGUUUUCUUGUAACAAUAAAUAUCUAUUUUGAGUAACUAAUGGGGACAUUUUAACAGACUCAUAUGGUAGUAUAGCCUAAAAUUGUACUUUUAAGUAUGUGAAAAUGUGUAGCCAUUUAUAUCCCGUGUAUACAUAAAUGAGGUGGCUUCAGAAAUGGCAGAAUAAAUCUAAAGCGUUUAUUAA